Molecule: messenger RNA, 222 nt
Organism: Closterium sp. Naga37s-1
Lineage: Eukaryota; Viridiplantae; Streptophyta; Zygnematophyceae; Desmidiales; Closteriaceae
Source: the annotation of a GenBank genome assembly
GAUGAGGAGGAGGAGGAGGAGGAGGAGGAGGAGGAGGAGGAGGAGGAGGAGGAGGAGGAGGAGGAGGAGGAGGAGGAGGAGAGGGACGACGAGGAUGAGGAGGAGGAGGAGGAGGGGGAGGAGGAGGAGGAGGAGGAGGAGGAGGAGGAGGAAGAAGAGGAGGAGGAGGAGGAGGAGGAGGAGGAGGAGGAGGAGGAGGAGGAGGAGGAGGAAGAGGAUUAA